Messenger RNA from Rhincodon typus (whale shark), 2011 nucleotides. RefSeq names its product ufm1-specific protease 2-like. The transcript has 10 exons. The record is from RefSeq and is a predicted model, not a curated record. NCBI's taxonomy places the organism in Eukaryota, Metazoa, Chordata, Chondrichthyes, Orectolobiformes, Rhincodontidae. Bases 1 to 1365 code for a protein of 454 amino acids.
AUGAAUAUUGAAAUCUAUAGCACUUGUAACAUUGUUUCUUUUUUGAUAUCAGAGAAUGCUAUUAAAGAAGGCUUUUCAGAAGCCAUAAAAGAUUUGAUUGCGAAAGUGAAUUCACAGUCUUUCGUCUUAUUUGGUUGGGAGAGUACUCUAUAUAUGUGGCCGAAAUCCCGUGCCAGCACUCUGCCUACAGAACUUCAAGAGACCAGCACCUGCAAAAGUGCCUUAAAACUUGUGCCCAUUGAAGUCAAUGACUACCUUAAAAAGAUUCCUGCAAGGAAAUCUGUAAAGAUCAAACCUUUGAAAGUUGUGAACCUAGAGCUUUUGUUUGAGUUGACGAGGCCUGAUGUCGUUGAAACUGUAACUAUACAGAACAACAACAGUGCACGAAUCCACUUCAGGCUGGUUCUCCCCAUUGAUGUGGUAGUAUUUGCUAAUCCAGAGGACCAAUGGGGACAGCUGCAGGAUCAAUUUGUGAAAGCAGUUUCUACACAGCUAUAUGAGAUGGACCAGUGCAUUCAGAGAUAUACAAAAAGAAAGUCUGUCCCAAUUCCGCAAGCAUUCCACUUUGAAUUGCCAGAGUCAACUACUCUUACUACAGUAAUAUACCCUGCUGGAUACAGUGAAAAGGAUCUGGAACCACAACGAAAAGAGCUACAUCACAAACUCGGUCUAGAAGAUAAACCCUAUUUGCGCCGUUCCAUGGCUUAUAGUUUUCCAAAUGAUGAUUUAUUGAAUAUGUAUCUGAGGACAAUACACAAAUAUAUCCCACCACCAAGCUCUGAAGAUUUUCAGGUUUUUGUCGUGCACGGAUCAUACACCUAUCAUCACUACUUGCAGGAUGGCAUAAAUGAUGGUGGAUGGGGUUGUGCAUACCGUACUUUACAAACCAUUUUAUCCUGGUACAACUAUCAGGGGUACAUCAAUGUACCUAUACCAACACAUGAGAAGAUCCAACAGAUGUUGGUAACUGCUGGAGAUAAAGGCCCCGGUAUUGUGGGAUCAACAGAUUGGAUUGGGUCUUUUGAAAUUCGGUCAGUAUUAAAUUCUUUUGGGAUUACAUCAAAGAUCAUGAACAUUCGGUCAGGCUCUGAGAUAGCUUUGGCAGCAAGGGAACUUGCAGAACAUUUCGAGGUGCAAGGUACUCCAGUUAUGGUUGGUGGUGAACCUCUAGCCCAUACUCUUCUGGGAGUGGCAUGGAAUGAAGAAACAGGAGCAGUAAGAUACCUUGUCUUGGAUGCACACUAUACAGGAGAGGAUGACUGGGCCAGCGUAAUUGAUAAAGCUAUUGACUGGAAAGAUGAUGAUUUCUGGGAUCAACUGGAACCUUACAACCUAUGCCUGCCACAGAGACCAUGGGGUGUUUGAAGCCACCAGUACUUGAAUACAUAUUUUUAUAAUGUUGUGCCUGGAAAGGAACGGAACGGAAUUUUCAGAUGAUCAGAACGCUUAUAAAUCUUUGUUUUUCAAAUCAAACAAGAAUUUGAUUGUUGCCAUAUGUACUUUAUGUCGUACAGCAAUAAAAACAGGAGCUAAAUGUAUCUUUACUACGUUUUAAUUUUAAAAACUCCAUAUAUAGGAUGAUCAAACUGUAAAUAUACUCUUUAACACUUAAGAUUGUUACAAAAGAUAUGAAAUCAGUACCUCUCUUCUUAACCCAUUUGAUUGGUCAUAACAAAGAUUUUUAUUUCUUGUAAAUGUGGUACUAGUCAAAAUUAAGUAGACAAUUACAAGGUUUCCUUGAGUGAAAGAAAGACAAAUAUUAUUACUAUCCUGAGAAGAAAAUAUGACAUCAAACAUGGGUAUAAAGUUUUAAAAAAAUGUCUAGCAUAAAACAGAAUAAAAAUAAUAUGCAGUUGAAGCUUUUUAGUUGAUGUUUUGUAUCCUCAGCAGUACUGAAACUUGUAGAAUCUUUGUGUUAUUGUCAAAUGGGUAUUUCUAUAAUUUGUUUCAUUGCUAGUGCUGGCUUUUGAGAUGAUGAGAAGGAAACCGGAAGUAAAAGAAUCUUCUAGUC